UGUCUUUCCACAGUGGUUUCCUAAGACACUCAUCUUCGACUCUCCACGGGAGCCUGCCAUGGCGUUCCUUCACUUGCAGCAGCCCAGUUUCCUACUGGCUAGCCUGAAAGCUGACUGUGUAAAUAAGCCCUUUGCACAGCGGUGCCAAGACUUGGUUAAAGUCAUUGAGGAUUUCCCAGCAAAGGAGCUGCACGCCAUUUUCCCAUGGCUGGUGGAGAACAUUUUUGGCAGUCUGGACGGCGUACUCAUCGGCUGGAAUCUCCGUUGCCUACAGGGGCGCGUGAACCCUGUAGAAUACAGCAUUGCAAUGGAGUUUCUAGACCCUGGUGGCCCAAUGAUGAAGUUGGUUUAUAAACUACAAGCCGAAGACUAUAAGUUUGACUUUCCAGUCUCCUACCUUCCGGGCCCCGUCAAGGCGUCCAUCCAGGAGCGAGUCCUCCCUGACAGCCCUCUGUACCACAACAAGGUCCAGUUUCCCCCCAGUGGGGGCCUCAGCCUAAACCUGGCCCUCAAUCCCUUUGAGUAUUACAUAUUCUUCUUCGCCUUGAGCCUCAUCACUCAGAAGCCACUGCCCUUGUCCCUCCAUGUCCGGACUUCAGACUGUGCUUACUUCCUCCUGGUGGACAGGUACCUAUCGUGGUUCCUGCCCACAGAAGGCAGCGUGCUCCCCCCACUCUUCUCCAGUCCUGGAGGGUCUAGCCCCUCGCCUGCUCCCAGGACACCAGCCAUGCCCUUUGCCUCCUAUGGCCUCCAUCACACGAGCCUCCUGAAGCGCCACAUCUCUCACCAGACAUCUGUGAAUGCAGACCCUGCCUCCCACGAGAUCUGGCGGUCAGAGACCCUGCUCCAGGUGUUUGUUGAGAUGUGGCUCCAUCAUUACUCACUGGAGAUGUACCAGAAGAUGCAGUCCCCUCACACCAAGCUAGAGGUUCUGCACUACCGACUCAGUGUCUCCAGCGCCCUCCACAGUCCUGCCCAACCCGGCUUCCAGGCCCUCCACACCUACCAAGAGUCAUUCACACCCACUGAGGAGCACGUGCUGGUGGUACGGCUGCUGCUGAAACACCUGCACGCCUUCUCCAACAGCCUGAAGCCAGAGCAGGUCUCGCCCUCAGCCCACUCCCACGCCACCAGCCCCCUGGAGGAGUUCAAACGGUGGGGGGCUAAGAGGACUCCUGAGGUCACGUGUGCCCAGCCCCAACCUGGCAGGUGGGCCCUCGGCACACGGGCCCUGGGCUCGUGUCCGAGCAGGUCUUCCCUCUGCUGGGCGAGCUGGCAGCAGGUUGACCCACCCUCCCACAGGGCUGCCAUCCCGCGCUUCGUCCAGCAGAAGCUCUACCUCUUUUUGCAGCACUGUUUUGGUCAUUGGCCCCUGGACGCGUCAUUCAGAGCCGUCCUGGAGAUGUGGCUGAGUUACCUGCAGCCAUGGAGGUAUGCACCUGAGAAGCAGGCCCAGAGCAGUGACUCCCAGCCCCGCUGCAUAUCGGAGAGAUGGGCGCCCUUUGUUCAGGAGAACCUGCUGAUGUACACCAAGCUGUUUGUGGGCUUCCUGAACCGCGCACUCCGCACAGACCUGGUUAGCCCCAAGAAUGCUCUCAUGGUGUUCCGAGUGGCCAAAGUCUUUGCUCAGCCCAACCUGAUGGAGAUGAUCCAGAAAGGAGAGCAACUGUUCCUGGAGCCCGAGCUCGUCCUCCCCCACCGUCAGCACCGCAUCUUCAUGACACCCACGUUCACCGGGAGCUUCCUGUCAUCCUGGCCACCUGCCGUCACCGACACCGCUUUUAAGGUGAAGAGCCACGUCUACAGCCUGGAGGGCCAGGACUGCAAGUACACCCCAAUGUUCGGGCCCGAGGUCCGCAGCCUGGUCCUGCGCCUGGCUCAGCUCAUCACCCAGGCCAAGCAGACAGCCAAGUCCAUCUCUGACCAGUCCGCCGAGAGCACAGCUGGCCGCUCCUUCCUGUCGUGGCUGGGCUUUUGGCCUGUGGACACCAACAGCUCCUACCCGACCAAUGACCUUGAUGAAGUGGGACAGGACAGUGUUCGCAAGACCGACGAGUACCUGGAGAAGGCCCUGGAGUACCUUUGCCAGAUAUUCCGACUCAGUGAAGCCCAGCUGGCCCAGCUCACACUUGCCUUGGGGACAACGCAGGACGAGAAUGGGAAGAAGCAGGUCCCAGAUUGCAUUGUGGGAGAGAACGGGCUGGUGCUCACCCCUCUGGGCCGCUAUCAGAUCAUCAAUGGCCUGCGGAGGUUUGAGAUCGAGUACCAGGGUGACUCAGAGCUGCAGCCCAUUCGGAGCUAUGAGAUCGCUGGCCUGGUCCGUAUGCUCUUCCGGCUGUCCUCCGCCAUCAACUGCAGAUUUGCAGGCCAGAUGGCAGCCCUGUGUUCCCGGGCUGACUUUCUGGGUAGCUUCUGCCGCUACCACCUCACUGAGCCUGCGCUGGCCAACAGGCAUCUGCUGAGCCCCGUGAGACAGGCGCACGCUGCCAGCCGGGCCCAGGUCCCCAGGAUCAGCCUGCGCUUCCUGGGCAGCUACCGGACGCUGUUCUUGCUCCUGCUGGCUUUCUUUGUGGCCUCUCUGUUCUGCAUCGGGCCCCUGCCCUGCACCCUGAUCCUCAUCCUGGGCUACCUGUUCUAUGCCACAGCCAUGGCACUGCUCACUGAGCAGGGGAAGCCACACCAGGCCUGAUGGCCAACUCACUUCCAGCAGAAAGAAACCUUCAGAGGCCCCUGGGGGAGGUGAAGGAGGGGUGAAGAGGCAGCCCCAUGCAGUCUUCCUUCUGCCACUUGCAAGCCUGGGCACAGUCAUCUUCACACUUGGGGGAAUGUUUCCGACAUCAGCGGAAGUAUCUGGAAGAGGCCAAGAGAUGAGAAAGGAGACCGGCCCAAGACAUUCCACCACCAGGUCACGUCCCGCGCACUGCUGGAGGAAGAGCUUGCUGCCGGGACUGACCGCUGACACCUCUCUCAAGGCCUUUUAGUCAUUGUGGGACUUAGCUCCACAAGCCCAGGAGCUGUGUACUGCCAGUGGCUCCUGGGCUCCUGCCUUUCCCCAGAGGCCUGGUCCAGCCCCAGCCUGGCCCCUCUGUUGUCCUUAAUGUGAUCAGAUGUUCAGUGUGACACCAGGACAAGAGUUUAGCCUCUGACUCCAGAGAAGAAUCAAAGUUUCCAAAACAGAUUCCUGAAGAAAUCACAUUGUGGCUCUCCUCUGACUCCUAAUUGCAGAGCUACUGGUAAAAUGAGGGUCACUUUCCCAAGCUGGGCCACAGAAUUCCAUUUCUAAAGAGAUGAAGGUCCUCCACGAGCACAGGUGCUUCCUAGGGAACUUUAGCCUCGGGCUUCUUGGCCCCCAGGUCAUCACACCUACCACUUCAAGGUGACCCAGCAUCACUGCCUCUGCUGCCAUGUCAUGGGUGGCACCCUCGUCCUCAGUAGGCAUUGUCAACACAUUCAAAUUGAUGGAGUCUGGUCUUACCAGUGAAUACUCUACAACCAAAGAUGGUUGAAAGCAUUGUUUGUAUCAUCAGUAAAAUCAAGUGCUUAAAGACGCAACCUUUUAAUAAAAUGUGAAUACUCAAA
Messenger RNA from Trichechus manatus latirostris (Florida manatee), 3579 nucleotides. It is a transcript of the gene SMPD4, whose product is annotated as sphingomyelin phosphodiesterase 4. Gene Ontology annotation, biological process: sphingomyelin catabolic process; glycerophospholipid catabolic process; ceramide biosynthetic process. The record is from RefSeq and is a predicted model, not a curated record. Lineage: Eukaryota; Metazoa; Chordata; Mammalia; Sirenia; Trichechidae. Gene Ontology annotation, molecular function: sphingomyelin phosphodiesterase D activity.